AUGGAGGCGGCCGAGGCGGCUGCGUUCCCGGUGAAGCGGGGUCGCAGAAAGUACAGGGCCGCUCUAAAGAAGGAGAAACGGAAGAAACGUCGGCAGGAACUCGCUCGGUUGAGAGACGCGGCAAUCUCCGAGGAGGACGAGGAAGGCGACGCUUGGACUGAACAACAACUGGAAGAAGAGAAGCGGUGGGAGGGAGAGAGGCAGAGACUACACGAGGAGUGGCUGCUGAGGGAGCAGAAGGCGCAAGAAGAAUUCCGAAUAAAGCAGCAACAGGAAGAGGCGGCUAGAAAACGGCAGGAAGAACAAGAGAGGAAGGCCAAGGAAGAAUGGGAAGGGCAGCGGAGAAAAGAGAGAGAAGAGGAGGAGCAGACGCUCCAGGGGAAGAGAGAAAGAGAGGAAGCUGCGCAGAAGAUGCUGGAUCGGGCUGAAAAUGAGCUGGAACCUGGUGCCACACGGCAAAACCCAGAACCACCCGUGCGUUUAAGGCUAAUGGAGAAAGAUCGAGCUGAUUGUCCAUUCUACAGUAAAACAGGAGCUUGCAGAUUCGGAGAGAGGUGUUCACGGAAACAUAAUUUCCCAGCCUCGAGUCCCACCCUUCUUAUUAAAAGCAUGUUUACGACGUUUGGAAUGGAGCAGUGCAGGAGGGACGACUACGACCCUGACGCCAGCCUGGAGUACAGUGAAGAGGACACCUACCAGCAGUUCCUCGACUUCUAUGACGAUGUGCUACCGGAGUUCAAGAAUGUGGGGAAAGUGAUUCAAUUCAAGGUCAGCUGCAACUUGGAACCUCAUUUGAGGGGCAAUGUGUAUGUUCAGUACCAGUCGGAGGAAGAAUGCCAAGCAGCCCUCUCUCUGUUUAACGGGCGGUGGUAUGCAGGACGACAGCUCCAGUGUGAAUUCUCUCCAGUGACCCGGUGGAAAAUGGCCAUUUGUGGUUUAUUUGAACUACAAAAGUGUCCAAGAGGAAAACACUGCAACUUUCUUCACGUGUUCAGAAAUCCCAACAAUGAAUUUUGGGAAGCUAAUAGAAACACCUACCUGUCUCCUGAUCAGACUGGUUUCUCCUUUCGUAAAAACUUGGAGAGGAGAGAACGGAUGGGCCACCAUGAUGAAUACUAUGGCAGGCCCAGGAGAAAAAGAAACCUUAGUCCAGAGUUCUCCUACAUAAGAAACGGGGAACUUGAGAGGAAAAGGAGAAGUAGUGACAGGGGGAAGAGAUCUCACAAACAUACAUCAAAGAAUCGUGAGAGGCACAGUUCACGAAGUAGAGAAAGAAAAAGGGACCACAGCUGGGUCCAGAGCAGCCGGAGCUGGAGCCCGAGCCAGAGUUCUUCUAGGUCCAGGAGUCGUGGCAGGAGAAGGUCAGGUAGUAGAGAUAAAUAUAUUCAAAGUCCCAAAUCCAAGUAAACCUGUUUUGUUCUUUAAAAAAAAAAAAAAAGUCUUUGUUUUCUGCAAAUGUCAUU
Molecule: messenger RNA, 1463 nt
Organism: Cynocephalus volans (Philippine flying lemur)
Lineage: Eukaryota; Metazoa; Chordata; Mammalia; Dermoptera; Cynocephalidae
Product: U2 small nuclear ribonucleoprotein auxiliary factor 35 kDa subunit-related protein 2-like
Exons: 1
Coding region: 1-1407 (468 amino acids)
Biological process (GO): mRNA splicing, via spliceosome
Cellular component (GO): U2AF complex; spliceosomal complex
Molecular function (GO): pre-mRNA 3'-splice site binding; metal ion binding
Source: RefSeq, a predicted model, not a curated record